Macrobrachium nipponense is the source of this 2547-nucleotide messenger RNA. RefSeq names its product programmed cell death protein 6-like. NCBI's taxonomy places the organism in Eukaryota, Metazoa, Arthropoda, Malacostraca, Decapoda, Palaemonidae. The record is from RefSeq and is a predicted model, not a curated record. Gene Ontology annotation, molecular function: calcium ion binding.
AAACUCCCCCGCCCCUCCCGCAACCACAAGGUCCACACACAAUUUAAGCAACGAUUUCAUCAUGGUCCCAUGAAACGAAAUCCCUGUCGAAUUUUAAUUUUAGAAGUGAAAUAUUGGUAUUUCCACCCGAAUUAUUGUUCACUUUUUAACUUUUUGGAUAAAACCGAUAGAGUUCGGCCUCGGUGGCCGACCUUGGGUGUGUUUAUUCUCCUAAAGUAUUCAGGGCCUUCAGACUAGACGUCUAGAAACACUAACCAAGGCUGUCACGCCCCUCGAUCGCAACUUAAUUUGAUCACUUACAAAAUCAAGAUGGCUGGUAUGCCUGAUAGAGCUUAUCUGCAGAAUGUUUUUAACCAGUAUGUUUGACAAGAAAGGUUCAGGUACAAUAAACUUUGAUGAAUUUGGCUUUCUAUGGAAAUAUGUCACAGAUUGGCAACAGUGCUUCCGUUCAUUUGAUAGAGACAACUCUGGUAGCAUUAACAAGGGCGAGUUAAAGACUGCUAUUACGACAUUUGGCUACAGAUUUUCUGACCAGUUUUAUGAUGUAUUGAUCAGAAGGUUUGAUAGUAGUAAUAAAGGGGCAAUCUACUUUGAUGACUUCAUUCAGUGCUGUAUUGUACUUCAUACAUUGACUUCAGAAUUCCGUCAACAUGAUCAGGAGCAAAAUGGAACUGCCACUUUUUCACUCUGACCCAAGCAUUCAGCCAUCAUGACCAAGACAGAGAUGGAGUCAUUACAUUAUCAUAUGAGCAGUUCCUUCAUAUGGUUUUCAGUGUCCGAGUUUAAUAGAAGUUCCAUGGCAACCUAGUAUGAUGCGAUUUGUGCCAGUAAUGUAUUCUUUCCGACUAUGUAGUGGUGAGGUAAUCUCACUGGAUAUUGAAUUGACAAAAGAAUAUUCAAGGCAAAUUUCAUAAAUGUAAUAUUACAGUGUUAUUAAAGUUAAAUUUUUGUACCCUACCUUCUUGAGGAAUGUUUAUAGAAGUGUCAUGUAUUCGCCUUCUUAAGGAAUGUUUAUAGAAGUGUCGUAUUCUCAAGUUUAUAACAUAAGGGUUAUAGGAAUUAAGAGAAAAAUAAAUUGGCAAUAAAAUUAAGAUUUUGUAACUAAAGAAAUGAACAUCUUUACAGUACAGCAUUUUAUAUCAAGUAUUUGGUUGUUUGUUGUAAAUUUGUUAUACUUUAUAACAUAUGUACAAUUAUCUAAUUAGUUUGUUGAUAAUUGUUGACUUUUUCAUAGCAUUUCAUGGCACAAUGGAAUUGUGUUGGUUUCUGUUUCAUGGUGAUGUAUCUUAUGUGACUACAAUUUCCAUCAUGUGAUAAAACUACUGUUUUGCAUAGCAUGAAUAGCUGUAGUAUAUCUCCAGAUAGCAUUGAUGACACUGUUGCCCUGAUUAUCACUGAUGACUUGCCAAGAUUGCCCAUUGCUUAAUGCAACUUGCCUACUUCAUAUGUAUGUUAAAUGGUGCCUUCUAAGUAUGUUUGUAUUUGAAUAAUGUUUACCUUAUGUUUGUAUUUGAAUGUUUACCUGACAGUUUUCUGUUGGAUUACGUGUUAGAUGUUUAUUUUUAUUCUCACUUUAUAUAUGAUAAUACAUAAAUUUAAAUGUUGGUUACAUAUUUGUUAUUACUCACUUUCGAAAAGUCAGCAAGCUUAAUGGUUGUUUUGAUUCCAUGUUAGAGAACUAUGACUCAUGAAGCCUUGGAUAUUGGAAAUGUUUAUGUAAUUGUUUUCCUGCAUAUCGCAAGCUGUAAUUCAAACAAUGCAUUCUAUAGUUGUGUAUAGGUUAACUCAAGUCCCAGUGAACAGUAUUCAGUAAGAAUAAAACUGCAAGCAGUUUCCUCUAUCAUCAGCUUAUUUAUUUCUUAUCACUAUGAAUAGGAAUCUCUGUAUUACUCCUUGAUGUACAGUACUUAAAUUGUUUCUGUUAAAUGUUAGUGAUAUGUACAUCUCUUUUACUGGGUAGUCCAUUAUUGUGCCCCUUUUACCGUUUAAAUUUUUUCCAGUUUCAUGUUUCUGCAAAUUCCUGACAAGUCAUGAUUAAUGAAAUUUUGAGUAAAUGGAGAGCAUAUUGAAACAUGCUUAGUGCAGUGCUUGUAUUUUAUCAGAAAAGGUUCCUACUUAAAAUGUUUUCCUGAUCUUUCCAACUUACAUGACAUUUAUAUACAGUAUCAUAUUCAUAGCAGCAUCAAGCUACAAUAUAGUUAGGUGUAGAAUUCCACUGCUGCUUCCAUUUUAAUGCAGAGAAUUUUAUAGCAUUUUAUUGAGCUAAGAUAAAGAUGGGUGUAAAGUUUCACCACAAGUGUGCACUAUUGAGAAAGCUUGCCAUUAAAAUAGGAAAUAUUGUUAAUCGUUUAAAUAGUUACAAUUUGUCAGAAAGUUUGUCAUUAGAAAAGUGAUGCAGUCUUCUUAAUCUUGUGUUGAUCACUUGCUUCUGUGAAGUGAAAUUACACUUGUAAGACAUUCCUCACUGUCUGAACGUUUUAUAUUUUUGUAUAUUACUCAAACCCUGAAUCGUUGUAAGUUUAGUGGAAUAAGAAUCUUACCCAUUGA